AUGCAGUUUCAAAUGAAGCUCCAAACAAAUCCAAAAGACUACUUUAUGAUAGAAAAGGAAAUAGAGAUAUCAAAGGAGUAUGUACAGCUAAAAGAGGCUAGAGAACAAUUCUUGAAACAAAAAGCAAAGGUACAGUGGUUGCAGGAGGGGGACCAUAACACAAAAUUUUAUCACAGCUACAUGAAAGCGAGAAGAAAUAAUAAUAGAGUGUUUGUUAUAAGGGAUAAGGAUGGAGUUCAACAAACAGGAAUGAAAGCAAUAAAUAACGCAUUCCUGAGUUACUACGCAGAGAUGUUGGGGCAAGCAAACAAAGGAAGACAACAUGUUAGUAAUGAAAUAAUCAAAAGAGGGUCUGUGGUAACUGAGGCUCAAAGAACACAACUAGAGAUGGUAUUUACAGAAAAGGAAGUGAAAGAAGCCAUGUGGGGAAUUGAUGGGAACAAAUCACCUGGGCCAGAUGGAUACGGGAGCCAAUUUUUCAAAGAUAACUGGGACAUUGUAGGCAAUGAUGCUGUCAAAGGAGUGAUGGAUUUUUUCAGCACAGGGAAAUUGCAUAAGGGUAUAAAUAGUACUACAAUAACAUUGAUUCCAAAAGGUACUCAUGCUGAAGCAGUAGGGGACUAUAUGUCAAUAUCUUGUUGCAAUGUCAUAUACAAAACAAUCUCGAAAAUGCUAUGCUGA
This is a messenger RNA of Solanum dulcamara, 681 nucleotides long. RefSeq lists its product as uncharacterized. Bases 1 to 681 code for a protein of 226 amino acids. Lineage: Eukaryota; Viridiplantae; Streptophyta; Magnoliopsida; Solanales; Solanaceae. The record is from RefSeq and is a predicted model, not a curated record. The transcript has a single exon.